AUUGAAAAACUAUGAGAAGUUUUUAAGUUUUAAGUUCUUGUGAAUCAUAUGAUCCGAUCUUUCCUUUUCUUCACCAAUUUCUUCUGUUUUUUCACACGCGCUCAAACACAGACACUGCAAAUCCAGAGUAACUCAAGAAGAGAGAGACAUAGAGAGAGAGAUUUCAGAAAAGCUUCCUUUUUUACCUUUCUGUUGAUCGCUUUUGUUUUUCUGUAAAAAGCCAUCUUUUGUGUUGAUCCUUUUUUUUUUUUUACCUCUUAAACAACUUUCUCUGCCAAAGUUUUCUGCAUUUUUUCCGUGACCCUUUUUCUCUUCUGAAAUUUAAUAUCUUGGCCGGUCCAAAAAGUUUUCUUCUUAAUGAGAUAACAAAGUCCAGAAAAAAUAAACAACAAAGAAGACUUCUUCUUCUUCUUUUUUUUUUUCUGGUUGAGAAAUUUUAUUUCUUUUGAGAUGAGAGCAGAUUUAAUUACAAUACAGCAAACGCUGACGCCGGAAGCAGCGACUGUUCUCAACCAGUCGAUUGCGGAGGCGACACGUCGCAAUCAUGGCCACACGACGCCGCUCCACGUGGCGGCCACUCUCUUAUCUUCUUCCUCUGGUUUUCUCCGACAAGCUUGCAUCAAAUCCCACCCAAACUCCUCUCACCCACUCCAGUGUCGAGCUCUCGAGCUCUGUUUCAGCGUCGCUCUCGAACGCCUCCCUACUACCACCACUUCCGUCGCGUCUUCUCCAUCGCAAACGCAGGAGCCGCUGCUUUCAAACGCUCUGACCGCAGCUUUAAAACGCGCUCAGGCUCAUCAGCGGCGCGGUUGCCCGGAGCAGCAGCAGCAACCGCUUUUAGCCGUGAAAGUCGAGCUCGAGCAGCUUAUCAUAUCCAUUCUUGAUGACCCGAGUGUGAGUCGUGUCAUGCGAGAGGCUAGCUUCUCUAGCCCCGCCGUGAAAUCCGCGAUCGAACAGUCGCUUUUCGGUAAUUCCGCUAGUUCGAGACAAUCCGGGUCACCCGGAGUCGUUAACCCGUCUGCAAUUGGGUUCGGUUAUCGACCUGUACAGGUACCGGUUAACCGGAAUCCUUAUCUUAAUCCCCGGUUACAGCAACACGGCGGCUCGGGUCCGCAUAGUGGGGUGAUGCAGAGGAAUGACGAAGCGAAACGGGUCAUCGAGAUAAUGCUCCGUUCCCGGAAAAGAAACCCGGUUCUUGUCGGCGAUUCAGAGCCUCAAAUUUUGGCGAAAGAGAUUCUCGGAAAGAUCGAGAGCGGCGAAUUCUCCGACGGACCGCUUCGCAAUGUCCAGGUGAUCCGUUUAGAGAAGGAAUUAGCCUCUUCGACGAGGUUCGGUGAAAUAUCCGGGUUGGUGGAGACCCGGAUCGGGAAUUCGGAUUUAAACGGCGGCGUUGUUCUCGAUAUCGGCGAUUUGAAAUGGUUAGCGGAACAUCCGGCAACGAACGGCGGAGGCGGAGGAGCUGUGGCGGAGAUGAGGAAGCUUCUGGAGAGAUACAAAGGAAGGUUAUGCUUCAUUGGUACGGCCACUUGUGAGACUUAUCUACGAUGUCAAGUUUAUUACCCUUCAAUGGAGAACGAUUGCGAUCUUCAGGCUAUUCCGAUCGCCGCGAAAUCUCCACUUCCGACGAUCUUCCCCAGGCUCGGGAGCAACAUCAACAACAACAGCAACGCUAUGUUAUUAAGCAGCAGCAACAUUUCAAUGGAAUCGAUAUCUCCGAUGAAAAGCUUUCAGAUUCCGACGGGAAGAAUGAGCUGUUGCUCUCGGUGUCUGCAGAGCUACGAAAACGACGUCGCUAGCUUGGAAAAGUCCUUAACCGGAAAUAACCGGUCUGUCUUGCCACAGUGGCUGCAGAACGCUAAGGCUGACAACGACGGUGACAAGAAACUUACAAAAGAUCAACAGAUUGUGGAACUACAGAAGAAAUGGAACGACUUGUGUUCGCGUUUACAUCCGAAUCCGACUGUGUCCGAAAGUGUUGCUCCUUCUUCGUUACCUAUGAUGAAAUCAAAUACAAGACCAGACAUAAUAACUCCACCAGGUAGUCCGGUCGGGACAGAUUUGGUUCUUGGACGACCAAACAGAGUUUUAUUCUCACCGGAGAACAAGACCAGAGAAACGCGUCUCGAAAAGCUAGGGGAAUCGUUCGAUAUCGAUUUAUUCAAAAAGCUACUAAAGGGCUUAGCGAAAAGCGUUUGGUGGCAGCACGACGCAGCGUCCUCAAUCGCAGCAGCGAUUACCGAAUGCAAACACGGAAACGGGAAAUCAAAGGGCGACAUAUGGUUGAUGUUCACUGGUCCAGACAGAGCCGGAAAGCGCAAAAUGGCGUCUGCGUUAUCGGAUCUUGUCUCCGGAAGCCAACCGAUAACCAUCAGCCUCGGUUCUGGCUCAAGGACGGACGAUGGUCUAAACCUCCGUGGUAAAACGGCCUUGGACAGGUUAGCGGAAACGGUUAGGAGAAAUCCGUUCGCGGUUAUUGUAAUGGAAGACAUCGAUGAAGCGGAUGUAUUGCUGCGUAACAACGUGAAGUUAGCGAUGGAACGAGGGAGAAUCUUGGAUUCGUAUGGACGCGAGGUUAGUCUAGGGAACGUCAUUAUCAUCCUUACCACAAACUCAUCGCUCGGUCCGGAGAAAAACGUUGCUCCUAUCGAUGAGACGAGACUAGAGAGUCUUGUGAGCAAAGGAUGGCAGUUAAGGCUCUCUGUUUGCAGCAGCAGCAGAACGCGAAAACGAAAACCGAAUUGGCUUUAUAGCGACGAUGGCACAACAAAGCAGAGGAAAGAGAUCUGUUUCGAUUUGAACGAAGCGGCUGAGUUCGAUUCAUCGAGCGAUGUAACGGUCGAGCAUGAUCAAGAAGAUAAUAGUAACCUGGUUCACAAGCUAGUGGCUUUAGCAGACGACGCUAUAGUCUUUAGACCGGUUGAUUUCGGUUCGAUCAAGAGCAAGACCGCGGAUUUUUUGAAGAAACGUUUCUCUAACGGUGUUGCGGAUGGAUUAACGGUGGAGAUUGAAGAAGAUGCUCUGGAGAGAAUCGCCGGCGCGAUUUGGCUAAGUAAGAUAAGCUUAGAAGAAUGGAUUGAGGAAGCAAUGGGUUCGAGCUUGAAUAGCGUUAGAGCUCAAGUGUCUUCUUCUGAAGGUUCUGUGAUUAGGAUUGAGCUUGAAGAUGAUAUGAGUGAUAGAAUCUCUGGAGGAUAUCUUCCGAGUAGUAUCAGAACGGUGAUCGUUUGAUUUUUGUUUUUUUUUUACGGUGAGGUGGUAGUUCCGUAAUUAUGAGAAUUGGUGAGGGUACAGAUGUAAAUAUUAUUAUGUCUCAAAAACCGUCUUUGGCGGGAUGGGAAAAGUUCGGUAAAACAUUAAACAGUAGAAAAAUGGACAACGGUUAUAUUAUCAAAAUCAACGGCUGGGAAUAAUUCACAGGCAUUA
Thlaspi arvense is the source of this 3420-nucleotide messenger RNA. NCBI's taxonomy places the organism in Eukaryota, Viridiplantae, Streptophyta, Magnoliopsida, Brassicales, Brassicaceae. The record is from the annotation of a GenBank genome assembly.